Messenger RNA from Lathyrus sativus (Indian pea), 234 nucleotides. NCBI's taxonomy places the organism in Eukaryota, Viridiplantae, Streptophyta, Magnoliopsida, Fabales, Fabaceae. The record is from the annotation of a GenBank genome assembly.
AUGCAAGGUUUAUCUUCUUCAUUAUCAUGGUCACUUCCAUGUUCUUCAAAAUUCAAAGUAGUAAAAGCCGCAUAUGACACACAACAAAGACUCCCUUAUAACCCUAACACUCCUAAAUCGCAACCUCUUCCUCUCACCACACCACCACCACCACCGCCACUUUCUACGCGCAAGGAUCAGUACAUUACCGAUCUUCUCAAACGCGAUACUCCUCUUCCCACCUCCGGUAACUAA